AUGGAGCCUGCAUAUGAUCAACCGAUCGCCGACAUCGCACAGUACAUUUUCCACUAUGAGAUCGACGAAGCGGAUGAAAAUGUGUGGGCGAGGGCGCGAAUGGCGCUACUCGAUACAUUAGGCUGUGCAAUUGAAACAGCAGCUACCAGCGACGAGUGCCGAAGGCUACUGGGUCUUACGAGGAAGGGUAUGAUCGUUCCAGAUGGGUUUCGAGUUCCGGGAACCGAUCUACAGGUCGAUCCUCUAGAGGGAGCGUUCGAUUUUGGUGUUCUUAUACGAUACUUGGAUCAUAAUGAUGCUUUGGGAGGGGCGGAAUGGGGUCAUCCAUCAGACAAUAUCGCAGCUAUUUUGGCUGUGAUGGACUGGUUAUCGCGCAUGUCGGCCUCGGCACGCCUCACCCAUACCGGACCGCCACUAACUAUGCGAACAUUGUUGAUCGCAGUGAUCAAAGCAUAUGAGAUACAAGGCUGCUACCAAAUGCUCAACGCAUUCAAUGCCUACGGCAUCGACCAUGUGGUAUUGGUCAAACUGGCCUCGGCUGCCGUCGUUUCUUGGUUACUGGGGCUCACAGAAGAGCAGACCAUGGCAUGCAUCUCUCAUGUCUGGAUGGAUGGGCAGCCCACAAGGGUCUACCGAGAGCGCGAUAACACGAUCCCACGGAAAGGGUGGGCUGCGGGAGACGCUGUGCGGAGGGCGGUACAGCUUGCUUUUUAUGUCCAAGCCGGCCAGCCAGGCUCGCCGGGGGCUUUGUCCUCAAAGCCAUGGGGUUUCUGGGCUCGAACAUUCGGGGAGGCGGGCUUCCAGUUUGCUCAGCCAUUUGGCACUUGGACAAUCCAGAACGUGUUAUUCAAAGCCAUGCCGGUAGAGGGGCAUGCGGUAUCUGCCGUGGAAGCCAUCCUGCUCCAGAUGCGUCGCUUCAAGGCGAAGGGGUUGUCAAAUCCCGCACAAGACAUAAAGCAGAUGGAUUUGCGCACCACGGCCGCUGCCGAAUUGAUUAUCAACAAGAGAGGGCCAUUGCGCAAUGCUGCAGACCGUGAUCAUUGCAUACAGUAUGCCGUUGCUUUGGCAUGUUUGAAAGGGAGUGCGCCUGACGCUGCCGAUUACCUCGACACAAGCCCAUGGGCGACAAACCAUGAGUUGAAAUGCUUGAUGGAAAGGAUCACGGUGUCAUCCGACGCCGAACUGACCCGUGAUUAUUUGGACCUUGACAAGAAGAGCAUCGGGACAGGUGUUACAGUCCAUCUGAAGGACCAAUCGGUUCUUCCGGAAAUACUAGUUGAGUAUCCCAUGGGCCAUGCGCGGAAUCCUGAGUCAAACGCGUUUGUGGAAGACAAAUUCUUGCAAAACAUGGCGCGAACGUUCUCCAAGACAAAGAUUGCUCAGAUUGCGGGGGCAGUCCACCAUCCCGAUCUGCCAGUGAGUAAUUUUGUGGAUUUGCUUGCAUGCCCCGCAAGCCAGCCACAGUUGUGA
Penicillium subrubescens is the source of this 1470-nucleotide messenger RNA. RefSeq names its product putative 2-methylcitrate dehydratase (PrpD). The record is from RefSeq and is a predicted model, not a curated record. The coding region runs from base 1 to 1470 and encodes 489 amino acids. Gene Ontology annotation, molecular function: lyase activity. NCBI's taxonomy places the organism in Eukaryota, Fungi, Ascomycota, Eurotiomycetes, Eurotiales, Aspergillaceae. The transcript has 2 exons.